Messenger RNA from Effrenium voratum, 2518 nucleotides. The record is from the annotation of a GenBank genome assembly. Lineage: Eukaryota; Dinophyceae; Suessiales; Symbiodiniaceae.
GUUCCACUACCAGGACGGGCAGCUUCCCGCAGACUGCUGCUACGAGCUGGUGCGGCUGGCCCGGCAGAGCGGCUACGUGGUGGCGCGGGAAGUCCCAGGCCAGCGACACGAGGCCAUGUGCGUGGAGCUUCGCUGCGCGGACACGGACGGCUCAGUGGUGCACGUCAAGGACAAAGAGAGGUCGAGCUUUUGGAGCCACGUUGCCGAGCCGCCGCUGGAGGACAAGGUCCAGGGGAACUGGCGGGUGCACACGGUGCGGGGCUGCGACGUACUGCCGACCUGCGGGGUGCAGGAGGCGCUUCGCUGCCGAGAAGCCUAUGGCGGAUGCUUUGCCAGGAAGCUGUGCCGGGAUCACGAGAGGAGCCACUGCUCUAUGGGGGAGGAUUGCAAGUUCGCGCACAGGCGGCUGAAGAGGGAAGGACACGCGAUUGGUGCGCAGGGCCUCGUUGAAAACCUGGCGAAAGAGAACUGCAAGGUUUGCGAUCCGCAGCUGCGCGGGGUGCUGUGGGAGUUCAUGUUGGAGGGACGUCUGCGGGUGCGACUGGACCAGCUGCUGGAGAGGUGGGGCAAUAGCUCGGCUUUGCAACAGCUCCGACAGGAAGUGGAGGAGGGCAGUCUGAAUCUGCUGGUAGCAGCGAAGUCUGCCCAGCUGGUGAAUGACUGGCAGCAGCGUGUGCGGGAUGACCUUGGCUCAGCCCUGCAGAAGCCAGAGGAGGUCCAGGUCUUUGUAUCCCCGGUGCUGACGGCCCCCCCGCUCAAGCUCUUGGAAUGCUUGGAGAAGGCCUUCAAACAGGAGCUGCUUACUAUGCGGCUCGCGCAUGUGGCGGCCAUAACCAGAUCUUGCUUUGCUCUUCACAUGAGAUACUCGCGCUGGAUAUGGCUGGCCCAGCAUUCUGGAUAUUCCUUUUUCAAGCAGAAGCGCCUCCGCAACUACAUCUUGAAGAAGUCGUGCCAGUACUUCAACGGUAAGUGGGCCGCGACCAGCGACACCAAGCAGCGAGAGAUAGAUCUGAAUUCCUUUAUGGGGGACUACUUCGAGUGGCCCUCCGCCGGCGUCUUGUUGGAGUCUGCGCGCCUCUUCGGGCCGGUAUCCCUGCGGCCAUCUGCUUCAAGCAGAUCCCGGCUGGCGGCCCUGUUCUGCAUCCUUUGGACCUUGGAGACCGGCAUGAGCCCAAAAGAGGAGGAGGAGGGAGAUGAAGAUGAUGACUUGGACAGCACGGAGGACUUGGAGGAACGGGCCAUGACCUUCAAGGAGAUCUUUCCGCCUCCCUUCCCAGGUGAGUUGACUACUUGGCCGCCCCUCAGCUCACCCACGCAGAUGGUGCAGGACACCUUCGCCAAGCGGAAGGCUCAGCCGAGGCCCGUGGUUAGAGGCACGCGCGUUCUGCGGCUGUCCUCUGCCUUCUUCCUCCUACGAAGGAUGCUGGAGGCUCUGAAGUAUCAGGUGCCCGUUGACUCGGAGGGCACCUGCACGCUGGAGUGCGCUAGGAGCUUGCUGGAAGCUGCCGGCCUGGAGCACCAGUGGGUGGAGCACCAGGGGCGCUUCAGCAUGGACCUCUUGACAGCCAUGCUGGUUGCGAAGUGGCGCACGGGAAGGUCCGGAUGCAACGCGCAGGAGAUUCUGAGCGGGUUCCUGGUGGCGCACUCUUUGACCCGGGGCCAAGGGCGCAGCCAUGCCCUUCGCAGGGGCAUCACUGGGCUUCUGUGGCGUCAUGAACGCCUGCGCGGGCGGCUCCCGAUGGUGUCUCGUGGAGGAAGCGUUGGUAUGGGUCUGGACACAUCCAGCUCAGACCACGACAUCUUCCUGAAGAUCAAGGACGGGGACGAGCACAUGGUCCAGCUCCUUUAUGAAGUGGUGUGCGACUUGAGGGCUGGACCAGGAAAGCACUUACGCUUGGAUCGCGCCACCAUUGUGCGAAAGGACUUUGCAGUGGGGAUCCGCGGCUACUACCGCGACAAGGACUUUGACUUGGUGCCUUAUACCACGCUGCCGGGUGACAAGGAUAGGGAGGUCCAGUGGGAUCCGCAGCGGCAAGUCUGGCAGCCCAUACUCCACAGCGAUCUGGCGCCCAAGCUCCAACAGCUCUCAGAGCAUCAUCCGGAAGGGUUUCUCACGAUGAGGCUCCUGAAGCUCUGGAACGAGGCUUUGCCGAAGAUCCGUGGUGGCAAGGCUCCGCUGGUGUCGCUCCACAUCCCUUUGCUGCAGCUGGCAGCAGACCAGCCCUGCGAGAGCCCCCAGUGCCGCCUGCUGGCUUCAAUGCGGUUCAUCCGCGACACCUGGCGCGCGAAAGCCCUCGACUCGUCGGCGCUUUUGGAGGUGCGGGCGGAGCCACAUUUGGCGAGGAUGGCAGCCAAGUAUGCAGCAGAAAAGGGGAUGGAGGGCUUUGAUGAGCUGAUUGACCAGUCCAUUGGGAUUCUGGAAGGUGCAUGCGCAGAGGGAGGGGCCGACAAGAGGGCUGCCGAGAGGGUCAUCUCUGCGGCCUGCUCCUUGUUCGGGCUGAGGAAUUCUUCGUCUUGA